Cydia fagiglandana is the source of this 3219-nucleotide messenger RNA. Its product is annotated as dentin sialophosphoprotein-like. Lineage: Eukaryota; Metazoa; Arthropoda; Insecta; Lepidoptera; Tortricidae. The record is from RefSeq and is a predicted model, not a curated record. The transcript is spliced from 14 exons. Bases 1 to 3219 code for a protein of 1072 amino acids.
AUGUUUGGGGCCUGGCUGGAGCCUCUUAAGCCCCACAUUAAGUUCAAGCAGGCCUGUGUCCUUGGAGCCGUAACGGGCCUCGCUAAAGGCGUCAUCAACACCAAAGCAGCCAUCCUUGGCUCCGCGCUUGGAGGCGCAGGCCUCGGUGGGGCGGCCGGCGGUACCCGAGGCCUCGGCGGCCUCGAGAGUAACGCUGUAGGAGCCCCGGCUAGCGCGCUCGGAGGCAGCAGAGGCGCUGGCGGCUUGCAAGGUGGACACGGUAGUGGAAUCUUCGGAGGAGCUAGACCGGGCGGCAGGACCGAUCGCGGAUACAAAGCACAAGGAGGCGUCUACCCACAGGCUGCUGGUACCGGUUUAUUCGGUGCUUUGGGAUUCCUCGCUCAAGGUCUCACCGACAUUGUCGGCAACGCAGGCAGCAUCUUGGACGAUGUUAUCCAUCUAAUGGUCGUCUCCAUCGGGAAGAUCCUCAUCUGCCUCCUCGGAUCACCUGGCUUGUCUGGCAGCCUUCUUGGCAGAACCCCAGGCAGGGACAACACCCGCGACAUCCCAUACAUCUGCACGCCCGACUACGGCCGCAACUGGGGCUGCAGCUAUAACGGACCCUACGACGCCAACUCCAUCACCAAGUACUACAAGGUCCAGAACGCGAGGAAGCAAGUCUUGAGUUUCAUCAACCAGUACACUAAUGGACGCGGAGUUAAUAGCUUGACCGGAUCACGCAAGAUUGUCCUCACCCACAUCAUCGAUCUCGCUACCAUCUUUGACAAGGGAUCAGACAACUGGACCGAUGCCGACAUCACCAACAUUGUUAUUAACAUCCUGAUCAUUCAGGGAGCUAUUGGUGACAGCUACCAAAGCGGGCUUGGAACUCAGAUCAUCGACCAAUGGAUUUCCACCUUGAAGAAGAACAACAAGAACAAGAGAUUCCCAGAUCUGUCUAAGUACCGUGCUCAAAUCAUCGCCGCGCUCAAAGGCACCAACGUAGAUCAAUGGGCAGGAUCAUUCAAGAGGUCCGGCUCCGAGAGCUCUGACAACAGCGGAUCCGACAACAGCUCUAACAAUUCUAACGAUGAUGAAUCUGACAAUGGCUCCAAUAACAGUUCUAAUGAGGUAUCUAACAACAGUUCCAACAGGAGAUCCAGCAACAAUUCUAACAAUGAUGAAUCUGACAACAGCUCUAACAGUAGAUCUAACAACUCUAAUGAUAGCGAAUCUAGCAACACCUCUCGCAGGGGAUCUACCAACAAUAAUAAUGAUGGAUCUAGCAACACCUCUCGCAGGGGAUCUGCCAGCUCUAAUGAUGAAUCUAGCAACACCUCUCGCAGGGGAUCUGCCAACUCUAAUGAUGAAUCUAGCAACACCUCUCGCAGGGGAUCUGCCAACUCUAAUGAUGAAUCUAGCAACACCUCUCGCAGGGGAUCUGCCAACUCUAAUGAUGAAUCUAGCAACACCUCUCGCAGGGGAUCUGCCAACUCUAAUGAUGAAUCUAGCAACACCUCUCGCAGGGGAUCUACCAACUCUAAUGAUGAAUCUAGCAACACCUCUCGCAGGGGAUCUGCCAACUCUAAUGAUGAAUCUAGCAACACCUCUCGCAGGGGAUCUACCAACUCUAAUGAUGAAUCUAGCAACACCUCUCGCAGGGGAUCUGCCAACUCUAAUGAUGAAUCUAGCAACACCUCUCGCAGGGGAUCUACCAACUCUAAUGAUGAAUCUAGCAACACCUCUGGCAGGGGAUCUGCCAACUCUAAUGAUCAAUCUAGCAACACCUCUCGCAGGGGAUCUACCAACUCUAAUGAUGAAUCUAGCAACACCUCUCGCAGGGGAUCUGCCAACUCUAAUGAUCAAUCUAGCAACACCUCUCGCAGGGGAUCUACCAACUCUAAUGAUGAAUCUAGCAACACCUCUGGCAGGGGAUCUGCCAACUCUAAUGAUGAAUCUAGCAACACUUCUCGCAGGGGAUCUACCAACUCUAAUGAUGAAUCUAGCAACACCUCUCGCAGGGGAUCUACCAACUCUAAUGAUGAAUCUAGCAACACCUCUCGCAGGGGAUCUACCAACUCUAAUGAUGAAUCUAGCAACACCUCUCGCAGGGGAUCUACCAACUCUAAUGAUGAAUCUAGCAACACCUCUGGCAGGGCAUCUACCAACUCUAAUGAUGAAUCUAGCAACACCUCUCGCAGGGGAUCUACCAACAAUAAUAAUGAUCAAUCUAGCAACACCUCUCGCAGGGGAUCUACCAACUCUAAUGAUGAAUCUAGCAACACUUCUCGCAGGGGAUCUACCAACUCUAAUGAUGAAUCUACCAACUCUAAUGAUGAAUCUAGCAACACCUCUCGCAGGGGAUCUACCAACUCUAAAGAUGAAUCUAGCAACACCUCUCGCAGGGGAUCUACCAACAAUAAUAAUGAUGAAUCUAGCAACACCUCUCGCAGGGGAUCUACCAACUCUAAUGAUGAAUCUAGCAACACCUCUCGCAGGGGAUCUGCCAACUCUAAUGAUGAAUCUAGCAACACCUCUCGCAGGGGAUCUGCCAACUCUAAUGAUGAAUCUAGCAACACCUCUCGCAGGGGAUCUACCAACUCUAAUGAUGAAUCUAGCAACACCUCUCGCAGGGGAUCUGCCAACUCUAAUGAUGAAUCUAGCAACACCUCUCGCAGGGGAUCUGCCAACUCUAAUGAUGAAUCUAGCAACACCUCUCGCAGGGGAUCUGCCAACUCUAAUGAUGAAUCUAGCAACGCCUCUCGCAGGGGAUCUACCAACUCUAAUGAUGAAUCUAGCAACACCUCUCGCAGGGGAUCUGCCAACUCUAAUGAUGAAUCUAGCAACACCUCUCGCAGGGGAUCUGCCAACUCUAAUGAUGAAUCAAGCAACACCUCUCGCAGGGGAUCUACCAACUCUAAUGAUAGCGAAACUAGCAACACCUCUGGCAGGGGAUCUACCAACUCUAAUGAUAGCGAAUCUAACAACAGCUCGAAUCGGAAAUCUAAAAGCGAAUACGUAAGGAAACAAGACCAAAGCGGCAAAUACAGCAAAGGCUCUGAAUCAAAAAGCAGCUCGAGAAGUGGAAAAUCCGCUGUAAACAAAGUUGGAAGCUCGUCUAAUGAAUACAGCUCAAACAACUAUGAGCAAAGCAGCAGCAAAAAGUCUUCUGAAAGUGGACAAAAUCGCUCCAGCGGUUUGGUGUACAAUAAGAAGUCUUCUAACGAUGAUGAUUGUUAA